This is a messenger RNA of Knipowitschia caucasica, 336 nucleotides long. NCBI's taxonomy places the organism in Eukaryota, Metazoa, Chordata, Actinopteri, Gobiiformes, Gobiidae. The record is from the annotation of a GenBank genome assembly.
AUGUCCCCGACGCACCGGCAUCACGGCUCCUCACGCGCGGCUCCAGCGCGCGGCUUCCGGUGUGUCCCGGUGUGUCCCGAGGAUAGAGCGGCUCCCGGUGUGUCCCGGUGUGUCCCGGUGUGUCCCGGUGUGUCCCGGUGUGUCCCGAGGAGAGAGCGGCUCCCGGUGUGUCCCGGUGUGUCCCGAGGAGAGAGCGGCUCCCGGUUGGUCCCGGUGUGUCCCGGUGUGUCCUGGGGAGAGAGCAGGAGUCCGCGGUUGCAGCGGUUCAGUCCCACCGUCUGUGGGACAAAGUUACACCGCGGCUUGAGGAGCACGUUGGAAAAAGACGAGGAUUAG